GGCUCCAAAAUCAUCGUUUCAUAUUCCAAGACAGUGUGAUGAUUUCCUUACAUUACCAACAUCCCAUCAAUCAAGUUUAAAUCUCUUUCCAUUUCCUUCGUCUUCUUUUCAAACGGUAAUAUUCCUCCAUUUUCCCACCCUGUUUUGCCUCUGCUUCAAUGGCGAUUCCCCACCCUUCACCCACCACCAAAACCCCUUUGUCUUCCAAGUGGAAGCAGACGAAAACAGUGAUUAAGAAAAGAUUGCAGAAAAAAGCUACGAAUGUUAAGCAGAGGGAUAAGAAAGUGAGUUUUGAUCUUGCAUCCAACUUAAUAGUAAGCUAUGACCCGAAGUCAGCUAAUUUGGCCCGAGCCCCUGAUUCAAAGGCCAAGUCAGCAGCUAUUGAGCGGGCCAACGAGGUUCAAGCAAGCCUACCAUCUGAAAUACCUAGUUUUGUUAAACCUAUGCUCCCAUCACAUGUUACUGGUGGCUUUUGGCUUGGAUUUCCCAAGAAAUUCUGUGAUGCACAUAUGCCAAAACAAGAUGAAACGGUUGUGUUACUGGAUGAAAACGACCAAGAAUUUAACACAAAGUUUCUUGUUGAGAAAACUGGAUUAAGUGGCGGCUGGAGAGGGUUUUCUAUUGCUCAUAAUUUGCUUGAAGGAGAUGCUCUAGUUUUUCAGUUGGUUGACCGUUGGAAAUUUAAGGUCUACGUUGUACGGGUUAAUUGUGUAAAUGAAGUUGAUGGAGCUCUUGCCCUUCUAAGUUUAGUUCCUUGUGGCAUUAAAAAUAAUUCGAAGAAAAUCCAAAAUGCUAAAGAAAUGGAUAUCGAUUUACCUGAACAACGUAUACAAGAAAACAGUUUAGUUGUGCGAUCUGAUCAAUCAUCCGAUGACAGUUAUUAUUCAGAUUCACCAGUUUCCGAAGGACUCAGAUUCUCACAAUCUGUUCUCCAGUUCAAGGAAAUCAAGAACAUUGACGAUUUCAGUAUCGUUGUGGACGAUUUAGUCAUAGAUUCUUUGAUACCGAAACAUUUUCAAGUCAAAUACUAUGAUUUAUGUCACAGUCAGAAGACGUAUCUUCAUGAAAACCUCUUGAAAGGUCUCAAUGUAAAACUAGCAGCCGGGGUAAUUCUUGAAACCGUUACAAUCGCUGAUGCAAUCAGAGCUUGUAAAGUCGGCGUUACUCGUGAUGAUUUUGACAUAUGGGAUAGAACCCUUAAAGCCUUUGAAGAGAUGGGUAUGAAAGUCGGGUUUUUAAGAGGUCGGAUUAGUAAGCUUGUCGGGCUUUUGUUUGACUCGAACAAGCUUUUGGAAGCAAAAAAGAUUGAGCAAGUGAAGGCAGAAGAUGAGAUGAGAAUCAUGAGUGAAAAGCUCUGUGGGAUUAAAGAUGUGAUGAAGAAUCUUGAUGCUGAGAUUGAAACUCUAAAGCUAACAGGAAAGAAUCUUGAAUUAGUCUUUUGUAGAGAGGCUAAUGCACCUUGGUGACAUUAACUUUUUGUGGGAAUGGUUCAAAUUUUGGCAUACACGGCUCGCAUGAUGAUGACGUGGCAUUUUGGCGAUGACGUGGAUCGUAGCAUGUACAUUAGGAUGGGACUAUGAAUGGUGCAAGUGUUGUAUGGUUGUAAUAUAACAUGUAAUUGCAACUUGUUAUCUCAAAGUUGGUUAUCCUUGUUUAAAUGCUUAUUAUGUUUCUAUCU
This is a messenger RNA of Helianthus annuus (common sunflower), 1678 nucleotides long. RefSeq names its product B3 domain-containing protein Os01g0234100. The transcript is spliced from 6 exons. Bases 159 to 1466 code for a protein of 435 amino acids. The record is from RefSeq and is a predicted model, not a curated record. Gene Ontology annotation, molecular function: DNA binding. Lineage: Eukaryota; Viridiplantae; Streptophyta; Magnoliopsida; Asterales; Asteraceae.